AUUGUGACGAGCUCGUGCCCGUUUCGCGGGCUUGCGCAGGACGUUGAGGGGAAGAGUGAGAGGAGCGGGCGGCAGCCCCGGACACACCGACCGCAAACACGGAUUUCCUUUGGGAUAAGCGAACCGGCCUGGCUGCUAGAGCGAUGCCGCACUCUAGACGGUACCGUUCCUCAGAGCAAAGCAGUCGGGGCAGUUACCGCGAGCGUUAUAGAAGCCGGAAACAUAGGAGGAGGAGAAGCAGGUCGCGUACUAGCAGCAGUGACAGGGGCCGCAAUCGGCGGCAUCGACAUGGCGACAGUUACCAUGAGCGUUCACGCAGUUACGACGAGAGAUCCUCAGACAGACGAACAAACGACAGGCGUUAUUGUGACACACAUCGGCGAAAUGAAUACAGCAGGGAUAAAGGAGAUGUUUAUUAUGACACAGAAUACCGCCACUCUUAUGACUAUCGACGCUCCCGUGGGGACAGCUACAGGAGCUGUAAAAGUAGUAGGCGCAAACAGAAACGGAGGAAGCGCAGAACCAGGUCUUAUAGUCGGUCCUCAUCGCGAAGUCGCCAGAGCAGCAGGCGCGCAAAGAGUGUGGAAGACGACGUAGAGGGUCACCUGAUCUAUCGCACCGGCGACUGGAUACAAGAAAGAUAUGAGAUUGUGAACACAUUGGGUGAAGGCACAUUUGGCCGAGUGGUCCAGUGCAUAGAUCACAGGAGGGGCGGAGCCAGAGUAGCUUUGAAAAUCAUUAAAAACGUGGAGAAAUAUAAAGAGGCAGCACGUCUGGAGAUCAACGUCCUGGAGAAAAUCAAUGAAAAGGACCCAGAGAAUAAACACCUAUGCGUACAGAUGUUUGACUGGUUUGACUUCCAUGGUCACAUGUGCAUCUCCUUUGAGCUUCUCGGUCUCAGCACGUUUGACUUCUUGAAAGAAAACAGCUACUAUCCCUAUCCCAUCCACCAAGUGCGACACAUGGCGCUCCAGGUUUGCCACGCCGUGAAAUUUCUUCAUGACAAUAAACUUACUCAUACAGAUCUGAAACCAGAGAAUAUUUUGUUUGUGAAUUCUGACUUCGAACUCACCUAUAAUGUGGAGAAGAAGAGAGAUGAAAGGUGUGUGAAAAAGACUGAAGUUAGAGUAGUGGACUUUGGAAGUGCCACCUUUGACCAUGAGCAUCAUAGCACUAUUGUAUCGACACGACACUACCGAGCACCAGAGGUCAUCCUCGAGCUCGGGUGGAAUCAGCCUUGUGAUGUCUGGAGCAUCGGUUGCAUUAUCUUCGAGUAUUAUGUGGGAUUCACGCUUUUUCAGACACAUGAUAACAGAGAACAUUUGGCUAUGAUGGAGAGGAUUCUGGGUCCAAUACCCUCAAGAAUGACUCGAAAGACUAGAAAGCAGAAAUAUUUUUACCAUGGCCGUCUGGACUGGGAUGAAAAUACGUCAGCAGGCCGAUACGUGAGGGAGAACUGCAAACCACUGAGGAGAUACAUGAUGUCUGAAGCAGAUGAACACCACAAACUGUUUGAUCUGAUCGAGGGCAUGCUGGAAUAUGAACCAUCCAAGAGAAUUACAUUGGCAGAGUCUAUUAAGCACCCGUUCUUUGACAUUUUAAAGGGUGAAUCUGCUCCAAAGCACUGGGACACUGGCCGUGACAUCAGCCGAUGAGGGCACAGUCACCCUGAGGGGAGGGUAUUCAAUGCACAUUUUAUGGGUGACUUUAUGCUUCAAACAUGGACUUACAUUCAGAAACAUGGUGCUUUCUCUUUCUUUAAACUGAAUGAACAUUUUGCUAUCUGGUAAAGCUGUUAAUAUGUGAAUUAAUUAUAUAUAUAUAUAUAUAUAUUCUGUAAAGGCGCAAGCGUGUCUGGCAGAAGCUGCCAUGUAAAUAAAACCACCUGGUUUCCCCGCGCGUUCCCUGGUGUGGAGGGGGACUGGCCUGUAAUUUAUAAUGUCAGUGUUGGGCAGGAGGAUUGCUUCCAUGCACCUUCCUAUGUUUUUAUAAUAUUUUGUACAGUGUUUGUGAGAAAUAAAUCCAUUAUGUUUGUAUGA
Messenger RNA from Pelobates fuscus (common spadefoot toad), 2039 nucleotides. RefSeq names its product CDC like kinase 2 (gene CLK2). Gene Ontology annotation, molecular function: protein serine/threonine kinase activity; protein tyrosine kinase activity; ATP binding. Gene Ontology annotation, biological process: regulation of RNA splicing; peptidyl-tyrosine phosphorylation. The record is from RefSeq and is a predicted model, not a curated record. The transcript is spliced from 13 exons. Bases 144 to 1655 code for a protein of 503 amino acids. Gene Ontology annotation, cellular component: nucleus. Lineage: Eukaryota; Metazoa; Chordata; Amphibia; Anura; Pelobatidae.